AUGAUGCUAAAAAGAUACACACCUGGCUUAAAUAUAAGAAAUUAUCAAUUACUUUGUUACACAUCAAAAAGGUACCAGUCAGAUAAUUCAAUAUCAAAAUUGGUCACUGAUGUCUUUCCACAACCUAAAAGAUCUAAGUUUCUAAAAGUUCAGUACGAUACAAGGGCGUGGAUAACAAAGUACAUAGAUUUUUCCAAAUUAAAAGAAAAAGACGAUCGUAAAGACCAUAGCGCGUUAGAUCUGUCGAUGAUUAUCAAAAAACUACAACAACUAAGAAAUGAGAAUAGAAGAAAAAUAUAUUUUAGAGUUCUUACUCUCUUAAAUACAUCCAACAUUGAUUGGAUAGCAAACUCUGGGAAAACAUUAAAAGGUAGGAUUCCAAAGGAAUUAUACCAUGAAUGCAUAAAAAUGCUAAAGAAUAUUAAUAAUCGCAUAGACGAUGAAGCUUCUAAAGUGACAUUCGCAAAAUUGGGUAUUGGCAUGAUAAAAUCAUAUAAGAGAAUGGAAUCGGGAGAUAUAGGAAAUUUCAAACAGAAUGAAAGAGGUCUUGUAUUUUACAGAGACUGCUUACAGUUGAUAAGUAAAGCUGAUUCGAAGCAGUUAUACAAUGAAGUCAUUAAAGAACUUAACUCAGAGGAAUAUAAGUUACUUAAGAUCUGGUUCCAGAUUGCGUGGUAUCUGCAUACCAAACAAAACAUUGAAUUGAAACUUACAAUUCAGACUUUAGUUUCUUCAAUUGGUAAUGAUGAUGUUAUCCUCAAUAAUGCAGAAAAGGCAAUAUUCAUACCAAUACUUAUCAAGUCUUUAGCGGAGUUUAUUACGUGCAAUAAUCCUGAUGGUAUACGACAGUUAGCUCAUAUUUUUACUAAAUGGGAAGAUAUAUUGACCGCAGAUGACAAGGAACGUUAUAAGCUCUUGUCUAACAAAAUAAUGGUUUGA
Messenger RNA from Nakaseomyces glabratus, 939 nucleotides. RefSeq lists its product as uncharacterized. The record is from RefSeq and is a predicted model, not a curated record. NCBI's taxonomy places the organism in Eukaryota, Fungi, Ascomycota, Saccharomycetes, Saccharomycetales, Saccharomycetaceae.